This is a messenger RNA of Sporothrix brasiliensis 5110, 888 nucleotides long. RefSeq lists its product as uncharacterized. Gene Ontology annotation, cellular component: perinuclear endoplasmic reticulum; cytoplasm. Lineage: Eukaryota; Fungi; Ascomycota; Sordariomycetes; Ophiostomatales; Ophiostomataceae. Bases 1 to 888 code for a protein of 295 amino acids. Gene Ontology annotation, biological process: triglyceride biosynthetic process; lipid storage. Gene Ontology annotation, molecular function: phospholipid:diacylglycerol acyltransferase activity. The record is from RefSeq and is a predicted model, not a curated record. The transcript is spliced from 3 exons.
AUGGACAGCCUCUUUGACGUCCUUCCUGCAGGCCUGGUGACGGACAUGCGGGACUUGGUGAAUGGCGAGCGCGACUUUCUUGAUAGUUCGGAUGCAUUUUCCGUAGGCUUAAAGGUCAAAGCAGAAGGCCUAGGUGUCAACCACUCGGUCAUCAUGAUACCUGGUGUUAUCUCCACCGGCUUAGAAUCCUGGGGGACAGCCAAUGACUCUCGGCAGUAUUUCAGAAAAAGGCUCUGGGGCAGUUGGAGCAUGAUGCGCGCUCUUGUACUGGACAAAGAGAACUGGAAGAGGCACAUUAUGCUCGACAAAAAAACUGGUCUGGAUCCGGCAGGCUACAGAAUGCGUGCGGCACAGGGCUUUGAUGCCACGGACUUCUUCAUUACGGGAUACUGGAUUUGGAACAAGAUUUUUGAGAACCUUGCGUCUCUGGGUUACGACCCAACAAACUCGUUCACAGCAGCUUACGACUGGCGACUCUCAUACGCAAAUCUCGAAGUGAGAGACCAGUACUUCACACGACUAAAGAUGCACAUCGAAAUGGCUGCCGCCACGUCAGAUCGAAAGGUGGUUCUCGUGUCUCACAGCAUGGGUAGCCAAGUUCUCUUCUACUUUUUCCACUGGGUUGAAUCGCGUCUUGGGGGCCGAGGUGGUGACGACUGGGUUGAAAAGUAUGUGGACUCUUGGAUCAACGUGAGCGGUUGCAUGUUGGGUGCUGUGAAGGACCUGACUGCAGUGCUGUCCGGGGAGAUGCGUGACACUGCCCAGCUAAAUUCCUUUGCGGUCUAUGGCCUGGAAAAAUUUCUUAGCAAGGAGGAGCGAGCUGACAUCUUCCGUGCUAUGCCUGGCAUUUCUUCGAUGCUUCCGAUGGGCGGUGAUGCCCGCUGCUAA